UUUUAGAUAUUUUUAAAAGAAUUAAUAAUAAAAGCAUUGUUAAUGGCAAUCGAGCUUUCCUAAAUCUUUCCUUUCUCUUUUUUGCGAGAACCUAAUUAAGAAAUUAAAAUUCUCCCUUUUGACUAACAUUUUUUUUCAGAAGAAAUUUCUUGGAACUAUCCCAAUCCACUUGCUCAUUUCCCGUAAGCUCUAUAUAUACCUUUAGAAAUUUCUUCUUCUUGAUCUCCAGAGGUGUCUUAUUCAAUCCUAAAGCAAGAUUCAAGAAACGGAGAUGGCUACUGGGCUAUUGGAAGUGCAGCUGGUGAAUGCAAAAGGCCUCAGAGGCACUGAUUUCUUAGGUAAGAUUGAUCCAUAUGUUAUCGUGAAGUACAAAAACCAAGAGCGCGAGAGCAGUGUCGCCAGAGGUCAAGGUGGAAAUCCAGUGUGGAAUGAGAAACUCACAUUCAAGGUGGAAUAUCCAGGGCAAGGUGAAGAGUACAAGCUCAUUUUAAAAAUCAUGGACAAGGACACCUUCUCUGCUGAUGAUUUGCUUGGCCAUGCUACGAUCUAUGUGAAGGAUUUGUUGGAAUUAGGAGUGGAGAAUGGAACUGCUGAACUUCAUCCUCAAAAGUAUAGCAUUGUUCAAUCUGAUCAAUGUUACAAUGGAGAGAUUCAAGUUGGAGUCACUUUCACCCUCAAGGUGGAAAAUGGCAACCGUGAAGAAGAAGAGUAUGGUGGGUGGAAGGAAAGCUGUUUUUAGUUUUCUUGCAAGUUUGUUUGCAUGUAAAUAAUAGAGUUUUAUAUCUUGAUAGAGUUUAUCUAUUGAUAGAGUUUUAUCUCGUGAAGUUUAUCUCUUGUAUAUUUAUUAUCCCUUGUAUGUAUUGGUAGAUAAUUAUCUCAUAUAUUAGGUGAUAAUAUUUCUAUAACAGAUUAUAUCAGACUCGUACUCAACUCCAGUAUAUAUGUAACGCCAAUACUUAUCAACAAUAUAAGUUCAGUUUUCCCAAAA
Molecule: messenger RNA, 988 nt
Organism: Hevea brasiliensis (rubber tree)
Lineage: Eukaryota; Viridiplantae; Streptophyta; Magnoliopsida; Malpighiales; Euphorbiaceae
Product: 16 kDa phloem protein 1
Exons: 5
Coding region: 272-739 (155 amino acids)
Source: RefSeq, a predicted model, not a curated record